Messenger RNA from Durio zibethinus, 1222 nucleotides. RefSeq lists its product as uncharacterized. Lineage: Eukaryota; Viridiplantae; Streptophyta; Magnoliopsida; Malvales; Malvaceae. The record is from RefSeq and is a predicted model, not a curated record.
UGCAUAAAAUCCUAAGGAUCGGACGGCUAUAAUGUAGCACCACACAAUGAAUAAUGGACAGCGACACCCGUGAGAAAAGCCGGUGCAUCUUUCAUUUAUGAUCGCCACCCUCUUUUUUUUCUCCUCUAUAAAUUAAUAUUACUGCCUUACUAGUAUUUUCAUUUCUUUAUCAAAUUUUAUAGUCCUUAAAUUCCUAAUAUAUAUAUAUACACCAAAUUUAUUUGGCAUAUCCUAACACCUAUAUACCAAAUUUAUCACCCUCUUCGAUCUCCCACCCACCUCCCUCUUUUCUUUUUCUGGAAAGAGAACUAGCUGGAGAAACAAGAACAAAUUAAGAAGGGGUGGUCAAUUAGGAAGAAACAGUAAUGGAAGGUAUUUCUGCAACCAUGUAUAAGGGUUUGAGAAGGUACUGGAAGAGGAAAGGCUACGUGAAGCUAAACGGUUCGAGACGGGCACGGCGGGGCACGGUGGAGCUUGGUUCCACCCAGAGGAGGAGGUUCUGGAGGAUCAGGGUCAAGGCAAAGCUGAGAAUACCUUCACCCAAGAAGUUCCUUGUUUGGUUACGUGAUGCCUACGUGAAAAUGAUGUUGGGGUUAGCCAACUCCAGGAUGAUUAAUACUGGCUACGGAGGAGCCAUAGGUUAUGGUGGGAUCGCGGCCUUCGGGAAGCGUCCGCUGAAAGAGUAUGACGAGAAAAUUAUCGUUGAGAUCUAUAAAUCCUUGGUGAUGGCGCAAGGCCAGCUGGUGCCACGUGAGGCUGGGAAGCUGAGCUCUGCAAUUAUUUGUCAACGGUGAAACAAAGAAAAAGUAAGAACAGAGUAAUUGAUUUCAUGCCUCCUGUUAUUUUCGUCGCAAACUUGUGGUGAAAGGAGCUAGAGCAUGGAAAUUAGAGAAGGAUCAAUUGCCAAAGAAAAAAGAAUCUACUUUUUUGCACUUCAAAGUGGUUUUAAUGUUGUUCUUAUCUUGUGAUUAAAACUACCGGUAAAGUGUUCAGUUUGGCAAAUAAGCUGUUAAAUUCACCUGCCUAAUUGUUUGGGACCAAAAGAGGUUCUAAUUAAUAGGGGGUGUUAGGUUUUUUUUUUUUUUUUACAUCAUAAUUUAGAGUGAGAGGAUGCUUUUUCACUCUAAGAUCAGAACAAAUUGUACGUCUCCAAAAAAUUUAUACUAAAUUUAUGAAUAAUUUAAAAAUAUUAUUAAUAGUGAAAUUCAAAUUUAGAACUCAC